AGAAAGAAAAAAAAGUUUGGAUAGAAAAUAAACGGGCAAGACCAAGUGGAUAUGGAGUUAUCGUGUCAUAUUCUCAUUCGAAGUUUCGAAGCUUCCUUCGGAUAUGGCAAAAGCGCGAAUGUCUCUUCCUCAACUUCCACAGUGAUGAUGAGGAUUGCAUUGGAUAAUAUCACCCAGUUGAUGGAAUGAGAUAGAAGAACAAAGCAUCUAUUUUCUAAAUUUUUUUGGGGCCGCCGACGCCAUAAUCUUUUCACUUUUAAGCAGAAUCUAUAUAUAGAGAGAUUGUGCUAUUUUUUGGAGGGUCGUUGAAUGUUGUCAUGCAAAAGCAGAAUAUUCUACAUUCCAAUGCCUCUUUCGGUUUUGGAAAGAGCCCCGAAGAACAACUUGGGUCAAGAAUUCCUCACGUAAUUCCAAGGAUGUGUCUUUAUAGAUAUGCCAAAUCGUGUCUUAUACGGGCCAAAGCUGUACCUAUCACUAAAACUAUAAGCUUGGACUUUCUGAAAAACAGUGAUGCUUUCUUGUUGCAACCUGCAAGAAUCAAAUUAGGUGUGACUGAUGGAAAUCUUGGUGAGCUAUCUGAUGAAGAUGACGAGGACCUUUGCCCUGUAGAUUGCGUUAAAGAAUUUAAAACUGAUGAGGAAUUCUUCAAAAUUCUUGAAAAAGCCAAAGAGACCGAUUCUUUAGUGGUGGUAGAUUUUUAUCGCCCUUCUUGUGGAAGCUGCAAGUAUAUUGAGCAGGGUUUUGCAAAAUUAUGCAGGGGUGCCGGUGAUAAUGAGGCUUCGGUGAUUUUCUUAAAGCAUAAUGUAAUUGAUGAGUAUGAUGAGCAAUCUGAGGUUGCAGAACGGCUUAGAAUCAAGACAGUGCCCCUGUUCCACUUCUAUAAAGGUGGAGUCCUGUUGGAAGCAUUCCCUACUAGAGACAAAGAGAGGAUAACUGCCUCAAUUCUCAAAUAUUCGUCUCCUGCAUCUCAAGCCACAUGAACUAUAUUCUGGUUAUCUUUUUAGACUUUAUUCCUAUAUAACAAAUUAUGUAACACUUGGACUUGAGGUAAAUUUGAUCAAGUCAUAUAGAAUAUUUAUAUGUAAUAAUACCAGGGUGCACCAAAAAUAUAUUGUUUUUCAUGAGAAGUAAAAGCUUCUAUAUAUCUGUUUAAUUUA
This is a messenger RNA of Ricinus communis (castor bean), 1157 nucleotides long. Its product is annotated as thioredoxin-like 4, chloroplastic. The transcript is spliced from 4 exons. Bases 318 to 980 code for a protein of 220 amino acids. The record is from RefSeq and is a predicted model, not a curated record. Gene Ontology annotation, cellular component: chloroplast. NCBI's taxonomy places the organism in Eukaryota, Viridiplantae, Streptophyta, Magnoliopsida, Malpighiales, Euphorbiaceae.